Messenger RNA from Cyprinodon variegatus (sheepshead minnow), 1661 nucleotides. RefSeq names its product tumor suppressing subtransferable candidate 4 (gene tssc4). The transcript is spliced from 3 exons. Lineage: Eukaryota; Metazoa; Chordata; Actinopteri; Cyprinodontiformes; Cyprinodontidae. Bases 268 to 1098 code for a protein of 276 amino acids. The record is from RefSeq and is a predicted model, not a curated record.
UGAUGUAAAAGUUGUCCAUGAUACAGAACUAUCCUUAAGGUAAAACAUUACAGUGAAGCUUCGGAGUCAUUUAGACCCGAGCUUUGGAUGCUGCGGAUCCAAACGGCGGGGGCACGAGGCUGAAUUAGCUAGUGCUAGUUCAUCAUUAAGCAGCUGCAGGUGGCAGAGGGUUAUAGGAAAUCUAAAGCCGCCAAGAUGAAUAUAGACCCCACUACAGGAGAUCCAAGCAAGUUUCUUCUUUAGUCGGGCCUCGGUGACGCAGUGAAGAUGUCCGACAGAAGCUCCAGAGACCCAGAGGAUCCAUCAUACAGCAACGAUGUGUUGGAGCUUUCAGCCAGCGACGAAUCUGAGCCUGAAGAAGCCCCAGGAGACGCUCCCUUCGACCCAGAGCUGGAUGCCAGCGACGAUGACGAGGAGGGGAAGGAUUCAGCUGCUCCUGCGGUGCAGAGCGCCUUCAUCCUGAGCGGAGGGGGCUCAGCCUUCUCCUACCGCAGCCGCAGCAUCUUCGACUGCCUGGACAGCGUGGAGAAGAGCUCCAAAUCUUCGCUGAACCCGGCAGAAAGCAGGAAGACAAGUCACCCUGCUUCUACUUCCCCUGUACCAGUGAAGAAGAGAGGCGUCCCAGACUACCUGGUGCAUCCCGAGCGCUGGACGCGCUACAGCCUGGAAGACGUGGCCGAGAGCAGCGACCAGGAGAACCGCAAAGCCGCACAGCAGUUCCUGUCUGGUCUGCAGCAGGAGACUAAAGCUGAUCCUCCCUGUGACAUCCGGGGAAGGUUGAUCUUCUCCAGACCGAAGCGGCUCCCCAAGGAGCAGACCGCUGAGCAGGCGUCAUCAGAGCUUCAGGGAAAGGAGAAGGAGCUCCAGCUAAGUCACCUGGCCGAGGAGGAGGAGGAUGAUGAAGGCAGGGAGAGAGCGGAGGGCGGAGAACAAAGCAGAGGGAAGACCAGACCAGGAGAGAAGAACAAGGAGGAAACUACUGCUGGACCUGAGGCUCCACAAGAGGAGAAGAUAGAGGAGCCCAGCGUCACUUUUACGUCCUUCAGGAAGCCCAAGGCCAAGAACUACAGGAGGAGUUCUGAAGAGAGCAAGGACUGAGCUCCGAGAAGAUCCAACCACCCAAACAUCAAUCAAUAAACCGUCCGUCAGCCAGAAUCUGUUUAUUUUUUAUAAAUCAGGUUAAUCUCUCUGAAACCUGAUGGUUCGUUUUCAGCCUCUAAUUCAACCCCAGUUCAUAUGGAGAGAAAUUUGUUCCAUUAUUAUUAAAGCAAAGAACAUGCUGCAAAAAUGAAGCGUCUCAAUCUAAAAAGGUUUAGAAUCAUAACAUGUUUAAAAAGUUGAAACAGUUUUUACAUGUUUGCUUGUUUCCUGAUCUUCCCGCGUUUUUUUUUUUUUUUUUAAUUCAGAUUUUUUUUAGGAGUUUUACAAAUUUCAUGCUUAUCAGAUCCAGUUUUCGGCCCUCUGGGUGGUCUGUGAGAGGACCGGCGAAAAUGAGUCCGGACAUUACAGAGACUGGUGGACGUUUGCAGCAGAUGGAAUAAUGAAUCUGUUUUUAUUCUCUGUAACUGUUUUAUGUCUUCCUUUUUUCUAUCAUGUUUAGUUUUGUGUUUCGGGCUUCAUGUCCCUGAGAACAAUAAAAGAAACCAGAAAUUAAUAAUUGA